AAAAGGAAAAGGAGUUGUAGAGAAAGAAAAAAAAAUAACAAGUGGAAAGAAAUAUCCGAAAACCGGAUUCAAUAACAGAAGCAGCAUCCACGAGAGGAGAGCAGGGCAGAGGAUCAGCAGCAACAGAAGAAGAAGCGAAAAGAAAAAAAAGCAAGCGCACGCAUAAGGCAGCGACGCCGCAGCCAGCAGAGUGCCCUGAUCCUCUCAGCGCCGGAGCUGGCAGCACACUCUCUCUCUCUCUCGCGCGUUUUGUUAGACGCAGAACAGCGGAGCAGAACAGCAGCAUCAGCAGAAGAUCGGUGGGAGAACGAGCGAAUCGGGCCCAUUAUCGAGGAACAGCAACCGGAGUCGUGUUGUGCACAAACUAAUUGCAAGACUUAAAACAGAAGCUAAAACGUUGCAGCAGGCAACCAGGCCGCCGCCGCCGCCCUUUCAAUGUCCACAAUUUAAAUGCCACAGCAGUCGCCACGUCAGAAGCAGCCUUCAAAGAAGCAGCAGCAGUCCGAGCGGUCCUCAGCAGUCCACGUCGUUGCCGUCCCGUCUGGUCACCGUGUGGCACCAUUUGCCAACGAGGAGAAGCGCAUUCGUCAGUGAAGCCUCGCAGAAAAGUGUAAGCGAAAAGGGAGGCAAAAGGCAAAAGAACCCGACGCCAUGGCCCACUCCAAGGUGAUCCUGAAGAUCCUCUUCUCGCUCUGCGUGUGGUCGUUCGUGAUCAUUGGGCUGUUCAAGAUGCACGGCACGAACCUAGUGCCGCAGGAGUACCAGCAAGUGCCGCUCAACGGCCGGAUACUGCUGCAGAAGGACAUGCGGUACGCGGAGACGACGUCCACGACGACAGACCACUUCGACCCCAGCGAGAUACUGGUGGACAAUCGCACAGCCAUGGACGAUGAUCAGCUCGUGAGGGACGUGGAGUCCCGGAUACCCUCGCUGCCGAUUGCCUACUGGAGCAAGAACAAGAACUUUCUGCAGCAGAAGUCGUCGACCUGCGCCAAGUAUCCGUCGAUCUUCGAGCUGGAGUUCAACAACAUCUACUGGCAGACGCUGCGCACAACGAAUGGGACCUUCCAGCUGUUCGGGGCCUACUACGACAUCCGGCGCACCUCGCUGCUGGGGCCCACGGUGCGGAUCCUGGGCAUGAUCGACCGCAUCGAGCCGAAGGUGAAGACCUACUGCCAGUUCUGGUUCGACGGCCAGAAGGAGCCGUUCAUCGUGAAGACGUUCGAGUACAAGUACAUCUGGUACAACAAGUGGGGCAACUACAAGCAGGGCAUCUACCAGCCGUAUCUGAUCGCCUGCCAGAUACCGAAGCCCUUCCACGGCGUCGUGCCCAGCUCCGUGUCGAUGGUGGAGAAGGAGUGCGACACGGCGACCAACAAUCUGCGGGUGAUCUACAACCGUCCGCCCGACGACCAAAAGAAGGGCUUUGCCGUCUGCGUCAAGGGGCUGGACUUCCUGUACGACGACCUGAGUGUGCGCCUCAUCGAGUGGAUCGAGAUGCUGAACAUCCUGGGGGCCGACAAGAUUUACUUCUACAACCUGCAGGUCCACCCGAACAUCACCAAGGUCCUCAGCCACUACGAGCAGGAGGGCAAGGUCCAGGUCAUCCCCCUGACCCUGCCCGGCGGCCAGCCGAACGUCCCCGGCUUCCAGCAUCUGUACCUCACGAAGAAGACCAACCACAAGCGUCAGAACGAGGUGAUACCCUACAACGAUUGCCUGUACAAGAACCUCUAUCUGUACGACUACAUUGCCCUGCUGGACAUUGACGAGGUGAUCAUGCCCAAGGGCAACGCGGUCCUCUGGUCGGAGCUGAUGGAGAAGGUGCGCCCCGAGUCGCGGAAGAUCAAGCCGGACGGCUUCCACAGCUACAACUUCCGGAACGUGUACUUCCUGGACGACCAGCAGCACGAGCACGGCUGGCACAAGGACAUCCCCAAGUACAUGCACAUGCUGCAGCAUGUGCAUCGCGCCAAGAACUACACGAAGCCCAACCAGUACGUCAAGUGCUUCCACGACCCGGAGCGCGUGCUCACCCUCCACAACCAUUUCCCGCUGAGCUGCCUGGGCGGCGUCUGCAAGUCCUAUCCCGUGGACACGCAGGACGCCCAGCUGCAGCACUAUCGCGCCGACUGCGUGAAGACGCUCAAGAAGAGCUGCGAGGAGUACCGCGAGAACUCGGUGGAGGACAAGACCAUCUGGAAAUACAAGGACGAGCUGAUUCGGCGCACCAUUAAGGCCUUGGACACGCUUGGGUUCUUCCGGCGCAGCGGCCUGGGCUCUGGCUCGGGCAGCAGCAGCGGCCUCGGAGCCACCACCCACUCGACGGAGCGGUGAUUCGGACUCCUCGGCGGCGGCGGGUAUGGCGGCGGCUGGUCCUGGCCCUGGAUGCCGCAAGCAACGCAGUACGUCGAGGCCGCCGGUGGCGACAGUAGUCUGGGCAACGAGGAGUUCUUUGUCUAAGGAAAAGAUAGAGGGAAGAUACUCGUAUCGGUCGCAUCUAUUGGAUAUCGGAUAAAGAUUCGAUUGCUGGAUGCUGAUGUUGCGUUCCUGAACCCGUCCUCUCGCUUCUGUGUUUUGAGCUCAACUUGUAUCUGUAUUUCUGUAUUAUAGAAAGGGUCCCCCCACCCCGCCCCACACACACACACUCACAUUCGCUCAUCCUAAGACCCCUCCAUUAUCCCUCAGACUCAGAUCUAAGUUUAGUUUUAGUUAUAGAUACAUUAUACUCGUAAUGGAAAGAGAGCGGAGCGAAACACUUUUGAAAUUGUGCCUUCAACACCCUGGAAACCCGGAACCCUGGAACCCCGGAACACUGGAACACUGGAACACUGGAACCCUGGAUUCCCCUUCCUUUCUCUGGAGAUUUCACACUCACACACAUACGAUACGUCACAAAGGACCCCUGGCCCACUCUAAGGAUAUUUCACGAGUUCCACAGAAAACAGAAGCAGAAGAAAUACAGAUGGAAAAUUAUGCGAAAAGAAAGAAAAAGAAACCUAAACUAAGUUCAAGACUGAUGUUUAUUGAUAAUUAAAUGAAGAAUUUCAUGAAAAUUUGUUUUCACAUUCGGAUAGAAUCGAUAUUAUUGUUGUUGUAUAGGCAAUUAAAGGGCCACACACCUUAUAGGAAAAGGAGGCCUGCCCCCUAUUCUUCUUCUUCGAUAAAAAGAAAAGAAAAUCGUAUACAUAUAUCACUAAAUGCUAAGCAAAGAAGCGAACGAAAAACGAAAUGGAAAGAGAACGGGAGAAAACCAAGAACAAAAGUUUGAGUUGUAAAACUGUAAAUAGGAAAAUUGUUAAACGGAAAACCAUUAAGAUAAAACCUAUGCCUAAACUAAGGAUAAAGCCGUCUAAGAAACGGAUAAAACUAUAUGGAAAGAGGAUAAAGGAGAGGUGUUUGUCCCCCCUUAUAUCCAUCCCAUUAUUAUUAUUCUUUCCUAUUCCUAUUCCUAUUCCCAUCCAUUUAUUGUAUUGUAUUGUAUUUUAUGUUUUUUUAACCUGUACAGAUUCCUUAUGUAUUUUUACUUUAUAUACUAUGCACAUGUAUGUGUGUAUGUUUUUUUUUUAAUAGCAGCUUAGUCAAUUUGUUGGAGCGUGGAAGUCGGUGUAAAAAUUCUGUUGCAUGCGCAUCAUCCAUGUUGCAUCCACUAAAAGUACUCUACUAUGCAUACACACACAGAUACACAAUACAUAUUAAACAUAAUAUUAUAUACAUACAUACCUAGUAAUUCACACUGGAAUGUACUCUAAUGUUAGUUGUUUAGCCAUGUAAGGAGAUCGGAUCACACCGUGUGAAGGAAAACCCCAACAUUUCUUGACUCAUUUUUUUUGCGUAGCUAAUAACACAAUUGAUAUGAAAACGAAAAGUGAUUGAAGAAUAAAAUUUCCAAAAAAAAACCAAA
This is a messenger RNA of Drosophila persimilis, 3904 nucleotides long. RefSeq lists its product as uncharacterized. The record is from RefSeq and is a predicted model, not a curated record. The coding region runs from base 652 to 2337 and encodes 561 amino acids. The transcript has 6 exons. Lineage: Eukaryota; Metazoa; Arthropoda; Insecta; Diptera; Drosophilidae.